UUCUGAAACGAGAAACCCUUUGAUCUCCUCCUCCUCCGCGGAGGCUCAUGGCCGCCGCCGCCGCCGCCGCCGCCCGGUCCCGCGCCGCCGUCACUUGUGCCGCGUGGGUCCGCCUUCUCUCCCAGCGGUCCAAUCCUCUCGCCUCCUCCACCCACCACCUACCCUCGCGGAUCGUCUCCCAACGCCGCCACUUCGCCUUCUCUGCCUCCUCCUCCUCCUCCUCCUCCGGCAGCUCUAGGCUCCAGAAGAUUCAGAGCGAGAGGGUCAUCCACGACCUCCUCGCGGAGCUCGACCGCGAGCGCCAGGAGGACCGCAAGGAUGCUGCCGCCGACGCCGACGACGACGACGAGGAGGAGGACUACCUGGGCGUCAAGCCACUCAUCGAGAAGCUCGAGCGCCGCAAAGCCAAGGAGGCGGCCUCGCCGGACGAUUCCUUCUGGGAGCCCACCGACUCCGACAGCGACGAGGAGGACGAGCGCUACACCCCUGACGCCAUCAAGCGCCGCGUCGACGAGUUCGAACGCAAGUGCAAGCGCCACGACGAGCUCCUACGCUCCUUCGCAGAGGCCGAAAACCUUGACGAUGCCCACAAAUGGAUGACCAAGAUCGACAGAUUUGAGGACCGCCAUUUGAAGCUUCCUUUGGAGUACAGAGUCAUUGGCGACAUGAUGAACCGCCUUAAGGAUGCCACCGGCAAAGACCGCUUUGUUCUCCUCCAAAAGCUUAACCGAGCCGUUAGAAUCAUGGAGUGCAAGGAAGCAUAUGACCCCAGCAACCCCUCCAAUUUCGGAGUCAUUAAGCAUCAGCAGGUCGGAUCUCCGGAGGAUCUAGUUCUCAAUGCUGGCUUUGAUAGGGAGAAGCAGAUGAUCCAAGGAGCAGGCGACGACGAAGACGAGGAGGAAUUCAAUGAAGACAAGGAGAAGGAUGAUCUGCUCAUCGAGAAGUUGAAUUUUAUCGAAAAGAAGAUCGAGGACAAGUUGGCAGAGUUGGAUCAUACUUUUGGUAAGAAAGGUAGAGUUCUAGAGGAGGAAAUUAAGGAUCUGGUUGAAGAGCGCAACUCCCUGACAGAACAUAAGAGGAGACCUAUGUACAGGAAAGGUUUUGACGUCAAGGUCAUCGAUGUUAAUCGGACAUGUAAAGUCACAAAGGGAGGCCAAAUAGCAAAAUUCACAGCAUUGUUAGCGACUGGAAACUACCAUGGUGUUGUAGGAUUUGCAAAAGCUAGGGGUCCAACAGCCAAGAUUGCAAUUCAAAGGGCUUACGAGAAAUGCUUCCAGGACCUCCAUUACAUGGAGCGAUACAAGGACCACACAAUUGCUCAUGCAAUUCAGGCCAAAUAUGAGAAGACAAAGAUAUACCUCUGGCCUGGACCGAUGAGAAGUGGAAUGUCUGCUGCUGGUAGGACUGUGGAAACAGUGCUGUAUUUAGCUGGAUUCAGCAAUGUCAAGUCAAAGAUUAUUGGUUCAAGAAACCCCCUUAAUGUUAUCAAAGCUCUCUUCAUAGCAUUGAACGCGAUUGAGACGCCAAAGGAUGUUGAGCAGAAGUUUGGGCGGACUGUUGUUGAGUCAUACUUAUUGUAGUCAUCUGUUUUGUUUUGAGAAGCUCUUGCUGGUCUACUCUGGCUGUGGAGAUGGGCGUUCAAACAAAGAGCAAAUUGCGAAUCUAACCAUGAUUUGUUUGGCUGUUGGUUUGUGUACCUUGCCCUGCAACCGCAAAGGAGCAACUCACUCACUGUAUUUUUUUGAGUUGAUCGAUCGAUGCUGAGUGCCAACGGCGGAUAAAUAGCAAGAGAAGCAUUUGGUUGAUGAUUGUUGCAUAAGGUUAAGUUGCCUGUUGGUAUGAAUCGCUGAAUUGGAUUUGUAACCAGAGAGAGGCUCUGCCUCACGCGUACUGUUAGUUAUGGACUUGAAAGAAUAAAGUCCUUGAUCCUGUGUAGCUACUCCUACUUGAUUGAUGUAGUAUUCAUCUCCGGAUAGUUGUACAAACAAGAGCAAAAGCAAA
This is a messenger RNA of Oryza brachyantha (malo sina), 2001 nucleotides long. RefSeq lists its product as uncharacterized. The coding region runs from base 48 to 1580 and encodes 510 amino acids. Gene Ontology annotation, molecular function: RNA binding; structural constituent of ribosome. The record is from RefSeq and is a predicted model, not a curated record. Gene Ontology annotation, biological process: translation. Gene Ontology annotation, cellular component: mitochondrial small ribosomal subunit; ribosome. The transcript has 8 exons. Lineage: Eukaryota; Viridiplantae; Streptophyta; Magnoliopsida; Poales; Poaceae.